GAACGGUCGCUAGGAGACAAAAAAGGCCGAGCCAAUCUCAUUUUAGACGCACGAAGAAGAGUCGCCGGUUUGUUUACACUUGUUGCAAUGGCGACAAAAACUGAACUCAAAUGCGUCGUAAGAGAAACGCUGGAGCGACGUGGAGUGCUGGGCCAACUGAAGGCUCGCAUCCGAGCAGAAGUGUUCGAUGCCCUCGAUGACCAACGCGAACAGCGUCCGCCGUUGUCCCACGAGAACCUGCUCAUCAAUGAACUCAUCCGUGAGUACUUGGAGUUCAACAAGUACCGACACGCGGCAUCGGUCCUGAUAGCAGAGUCAGGCCAACCCCAAGUUCCCCUGGACAGAGAGUUCGUGGCGAGCGAGCUAAGAGUUGCCGAGGAUAUGAGCGCCAAAUCGGUGCCUCUUCUGUAUGGUUUGGUGUCGCACUUCCUGAAUAGCAGUGAUGAUGGAAAGAAGGUAUAUAUCAGGGGCAACUCUGGAAGCAACACGGGACACAGACCUGACAGCUAGCACAAGAAGCAAUGCACAGUAGACCAAACAUGUGACUGACUACAUUCAAGCCCCAGAGACCUCACAAAUUGUGCUGGUGAGCAGUUUGUAAUUGCAGAUUCAUAUUUUAUUCCUUUAGUCAGCUGCUCCAUUGUUUUGUAAUUUUAGUCGUUAUUGUAUUUAUAAAUGUUUUUCAACCAUUCAGAGCAACGCUGUUAUUAUUGAAAACAACCACACGGUGGCACUAAUACUCAAGCUAAGACUAAAGCACGGUUAACAUAACGUUGACAUUCUGUAUAAUCAUGCUCAGGAAUUCAGCAGACUUUCAUUCCAAGUGUGGGAAGACUUUAAAUUUCAAAUCGCCUAAUAAAAUAAUUUCAUGUCACCUUUACUUUUCACUCUGACAAUGGAUGACAGAAGUAAAUGGAGUCUAGUCUUUUUAAUUCUGACAUUCAAUGCAAAUGAGGAGCUUUACAAGAGCAAACACCAGAGCAACCAACUUGCUUUAUCAUAUUUUAACCUAAAAAAGUUUUAAUUAGUUUGAGCACCCACGGCAACAAACAGGUUGCUAAUUUAUUUGCCUUGUAAUCCCUAUAACAUUUUGUUGGUUUAACAAGUUUGUUUCUGUGUUUGUGCAUUUAAAGUUGGUGCCUGCUGUUCAAAUGAUGUAAUCAUUAAAUAACCAACCUCUGCUCUUUAAA
This is a messenger RNA of Syngnathus typhle (broad-nosed pipefish), 1190 nucleotides long. It is a transcript of the gene cep20, whose product is annotated as centrosomal protein 20. Gene Ontology annotation, biological process: microtubule anchoring; cilium assembly. The record is from RefSeq and is a predicted model, not a curated record. NCBI's taxonomy places the organism in Eukaryota, Metazoa, Chordata, Actinopteri, Syngnathiformes, Syngnathidae. The transcript has 4 exons. Gene Ontology annotation, molecular function: protein binding. Gene Ontology annotation, cellular component: ciliary basal body; centrosome; motile cilium. The coding region runs from base 88 to 510 and encodes 140 amino acids.